UGGCUGAGCCGAGCUGUUAUCCAGUACUGUGUGUACAAAAGCGACUUAAAAAUCCUCCAGAGUAAUAAUGGUUUAUAUGUAAUGACUAACCGGACACCUAGGGUCCUAUGUCUGCAAGUCCUUUCCUCUGGCUUUUGUCCUGCUGAAAAGACUUGCGUGUCUUUCUGAAAGCUAAAAACACGAGAAAGAAGUAAAGUGGGAGUUAAAAACAAGUAUUAUUUUUACCAUCACCUGAUGCACCAACAUUCAACAUGUGUUUUAUUGUUACCUUAGGGUGAAUCAAAGAGAAAAAUGGAGCUAACAUGUUUCUGCAGAAUAAGCCUGAACUGGAGACCCAAAGGAGUCUCAGGUCAAGAAAUUCAUUGUCCCAGCGGGAGUUUCAGUCACCGGAAAUAGCCUCAGGAACUGGAGGUUCCAUGGUCCCAGUUCCCCACCCAGUCUGGGUUACUCAGCAGCCCUCUCUUUGCAUUACAAUGGCCUUGGUGAGGCUGGCAGACGGGAUUAACUGGGAAUUCGCAAGGGUGUGUGUGGGCGUGGGGCUGCCAGGAGGGGCGGGCUUAAGUAUGGUCGAUCCUUCCUUAUAAAUCUAGAGCCUCCAAAAUUUUUCUCAUUUUGCUAGAUUGGGGUGGUUAGCUCCUGUUCUCGUAAGGGUGACUCACUUCAUCCCAUUUUUUGAUACUUUUAACACCUGGAGGAGAUCUUCAUGAUUCUAAGCUCUUCUAUCUAGACACUUAAGCCUGGACUUUUCCUACAAUCCAGCUCUUUGGUGGUUUUUUUUUUUUUCCCCCUUCUUCAACUCAACAUGAGUGUGGAUCCAGCUUGUCCCCAAAGCCUGCUUUGCCCCGAAGCAUCCAUUUCCAGCGAAUCUUCACCAAUGCCUGAGGUUUAUGGGCCUGAAGAAAAUUAUGCCUCCUUGCAGAUGUCAUCUGCUGAGACCCUCGACACCGAGACUGUCUCUCCUCUUCCUUCCUCCAUGGAUCUGCUUAUUCAGGACAGCCCUGAUUCUUCCACAAGCCCCAGAGUAAAACCACUGCCCACAUCUGCAGAGAAGAGCACAGAGAAGGAGGAAAAGGUCCCAGUCAAGAAGCAGAAGAUCAGAACUGUGUUCUCGCAGACCCAGCUCUGUGUCCUCAACGACAGAUUUCAGAGGCAGAAGUACCUCAGCCUCCAGCAGAUGCAAGAACUUUCCAACAUCCUGAACCUUAGCUACAAACAGGUUAAAACCUGGUUCCAGAACCAGCGAAUGAAAUGUAAGAGGUGGCAGAAAAACCACUGGCCAAGGAAUAGCAACAGUGUGAUUCAGGGCUCAGCCAGUACAGAAUACCCGGGCUUCUAUUCCUAUCACCAAGGAUGCCUGGUGAACGCUUCUGGAAACCUGCCCGUGUGGGGUAAUCAGAGCUGGAAUAACCCAUCAUGGAGCAACCAGACCUGGAACAGCCAGUCUUGGAGCAACCAAACCUGGAACAGCCAGACCUGGUGCCCCCAAGCCUGGAAUAACCAGACUUGGAAUAGCCAGCUCAACAACUAUGUUGAGGAAUUCCUGCAGCCCCAGCUCCAGUUUCAGCAAAAUUCUAUCAGUGAUUUGGAGGCCGUCUUGGAAACUGCUGGGGAAAAUCAUAAUGUAAUACAGCAGACUUCAAAGUACUGCGGUACCCAGCAGCAAAUCAUGGAUUUAUUCCCAAAUUACUCCAUGAACAUACAGCCUGAAGAUAUGUGACGAUCAUUUUAUUUUUUUAAAAAAUUUUAUUGGAAUAUAGUUGAUUUACAA
This is a messenger RNA of Sus scrofa (pig), 1768 nucleotides long. Lineage: Eukaryota; Metazoa; Chordata; Mammalia; Artiodactyla; Suidae. The record is from RefSeq and is a predicted model, not a curated record.